Molecule: messenger RNA, 3806 nt
Organism: Ceraceosorus bombacis
Lineage: Eukaryota; Fungi; Basidiomycota; Exobasidiomycetes; Ceraceosorales; Ceraceosoraceae
Source: the annotation of a GenBank genome assembly
AUGAACGUGACGCCGCCGGCAUCCCCGCCACCGCCACCGCUACCGAUCACUUCGCCACUGUCAUUGUAUCAGCCUUGUCCAGUGAGUAGAGUCGAGACGAUAGGUGAUUUUUUUCUCCUCGGCGCAAAGCUGACUCUCCCACCUCGCCUUUUGAGCCUGGCUUGAGAGGCGACGAUUGCAGUCAAGCUGCGUGCAACUCUACUUUCCAAGAACCCGAUGAGCGCUUUCUCGCUAGCAACACUAGUCUCACUGGCUGCUCGACCUGUGCAGAUGGCUUUCGUGGUAUCAAUGUGAGCACUCGCGCUCGUAGCGCCAAGUAAGAGUAGGCCAGGGCAAUACUGAGCUUCUACUCCCGCCCUCCCGACAGUGCAACGUAUGUUUCGGAGCUCAAUCAUGCGCUUCUCUGGCCAAAGAGCUGGGAGUAGGUGCGAACAAUAGCAGCAACCCUGCUGUAACGUCGACCUCAAGUGCUUUGGGCCAAGGUCUUGCUCUGUCCACCCUCUCGUGUCAUGCUCAACCUCGCGUCGUGCCAAGUAGUGUUCACUAUGGCGAAUGCAGCAUCGACAAUCCAACAUUGAGCUCAGUCUUUCCUGGUGCUCAAUUCACCAUCGCCAUCACGAAAGUAGGCAAUGACGGGCCCGGCGACUUUGCUGCUACUGGUCUGGCGCCUUGGGACGCCAAGGCUGCAUCCGCCUUGUCGAGUGUAUUUUUGGACGGCAAACAGCAAUUCUACUGCCAAGCAAGCAGCUGCUCCGCCUCCAACACGACCACUGCGGUAUCUCAGCCUGAUGCUAAGUUCGGAACGGACAAUUGGACGUGCCAAGAUCUCGGUGAGCGUGCUUGGAGCUAUGGCAUUGCUUGUCUACACCAGCUGACUAUGCGAUUACGGGGGUCUGCAGCUUGCCACUGUAUUCCUGGAACGACCUUCUGCAGCAAGCCAGGCCUUCAGCUGGACAAGGUGCGUUGCCUCUUCCACACGCGGCCCCUGGCCCACAAAUUCACUCUUCCUGCUCCUACCCUUCACCGCAGCUGAUCAACGGACUUGACGGAAACCUUUCGCUACCCUGCGAUUAUGGUGAUCCUGCCAAUCCUUCGGCACGGACCACCUGCGCCUUCAAAUCCGCCACCAUCAUGCAAUUUCUAGGUGCGAAUGGAUUGCGACUCAACAACUGCCUGUUCGGAGGUUGCGUUUCGCAAAGCGCACUGCAGACCCUGUGGUCACAGGAAGCCGAAGCUGCCCGACACAGCGUGAAGGGCAGUAGCAAAUUAUCCGGCAAGGUCGCUGGCGCCAUUUCCGCUGUAGCCAUCUUGAUCGCUCUGGUCAUAGCUCUACUGAUGUGGGGUCUAUUUCUUCGUCGACGGGCCAUGGGUCAGCCUCGGCAAGAUGCUCCUGGAGCUCUGGGACUGCGUUGGACCAGUAUAGAGUACAAAGUCCGAUCCAGCUCCGGCCUACGACGCCGCGAGGUUCCACACAAAGAUAGCUCCACCAUCGAGCUCCAGGACAUCGAUGAGGAUCCUGAAGUGCCGAACGACACCGGCGACACGACGGUUUUGCAUCCUAUGGGAGGCGAAUGCGAGCCUGGAAGCCUGACGGCCUUGAUGGGUGCGAGCGGCGCAGGCAAAAGCAGCCUCGUCGAAAUUCUAGCUGGCAAAGCGAAGGAUGGGCUCUUCAGGGGCAGCAUCCACUACACUGUUGCUAGUGGAGCGCUCCUUGGCGAGCCUAAUCCCUGCGAUCAGCGCACGUUGGCAUUCGUCGACCAAGAUGACGCCCUUCCUGGCUAUUUGACAGUCAGAGGUAAGCAUCUGUGGGCGCGGUCGCUCUUGCCGGAGCAAAGCUCACACGAAGACAUUCUUCACCCACCGCAGAAGCGCUUGAGGCAGCUUGCCAAUUGGCACUGCCCGAGAAUCGCACUCGUGAAGAGCGCGCACGUAUCAUCAAUGAUGUCCUCACGGUGUUGGGUCUCAUCCGCGUCCAGCACAGACUGAUUGGAAGCGCACAGAAGCGCGGAUUGUGCGUAUCCAGUGCACUCGAGGUCUUUGGUACCGCUAACAGAAACUUGCUUCGUGUGAUAGAUCGGGUGGUGAGCGUCGCCGCGUGUCGAUAGGAUGUGCGCUUGUGGGUCGACCCCGGCUUUUGAUCUUGGAUGAGCCCCUAUCAGUGCGUGCGAAUCGAGCUGGUCAAUCAUUCGUCGCGCAAGCUGACCCGAACGGAUGUCACAUGCAUUCUACAGGGCCUUGAUGCCAUGGCAGCAAGCGCAGUGAUGGACCUUCUGCGUAACCUUGCGUCGGGCGCUCAUGGAACAACGAUCUUACUCACUAUACACCAGCCAUCGUCGGACCUCUUCAUGGCACCAGACCACGUCAUGGUUCUUGCGCACGGACAUGUCGUGUUUGAUGGUGUCCCAGAGCAGGCCAUUGACUUCUGUUCCAGGGUGAGUGUCGGCGUGCGACAGAUUCCACCCACACCUUUGAGCUAAAACAUAGCCCCCUUACCGCAGCGAGGCAUCAACUUGAAGCCCGGCCAAGGCGUUGCUGAGACCCUUCUACAUUUGACAAAGGACGGCCCGGAAAGUGCAAAGCGUAGCCGCGGUUACUCUGUCACCAAGAGUUUGUGAGUCUAAUUCCGGCUGUGCUCAAUCGAGCAUUGCGCAUAUUUUCUGACAGUCCUUUGGGCCCUCUUUCUGCGCAAGCUUGGAGACUGGUCGUGAAAGUUCCGUGUCAGGAAAGCGCAUCAUCCACGAAGGCGUGCGGACGCAAGUGCUGACGCAAGUCAUGGUGUUGUGUCGCCGACUUUGGCUCCAAACCAAACGCGAGCCGACUGGCGCACUUGCCCACAUCCUAGGAGCUGUGAUCCUGGGCUUGUUCACUGGUGGAGCUUUCUUCCAGGUCAAGCUGACCAUCGGAGGUGAGCCUGCACGAAGUAAGUUUGCCGCAUGAUCGAGCUCAUUGCUUCUCUUCCUCGUGAUGUUGCACAGGCUUCCAGAAUCGUGUAGGAUCGAUGGUGAGCGAGCGUCUCAGCCUUUAUACUUGUUGUGGUGUUAUGCUGACCUUGGCCUGCCUCUGCCGCCAGUUCUUCACUCUGCUCUUGCUAGCCUUCUCUGCCCUUUCGGCCGUUACCGGCAUCAAUGCGGCAAGGACCUUGAUGGAACGCGAGCGCGGCUCGGGGAUGUACGGCCCUCUGCCCUGGCUUGUCUCGCACGUUGCAUUCGACCUCUUCUUCCUGCGAGUGAUUCCUGCCGUCAUUUUGACAAUUAUCAUCUAUUGGAUGGUGAGUGUUGCAUUCGCUCUGACUGACUCGACAGGUUUCGCUGAACGUGCGAGCCGAAUAACCCCUUUUCCAGGUUGGUCUAGCGCACGAUGCCGCACGCUUCUUCGAGUUCAUGCUCAUCACGAUUGUGUUUGCGUGCGACGCCGGCAUCACGAAUGCCAUUCUUGGCGUGCUGUUCCGCAACCUAUCGACCGCCAUUCUCUGCGCGAGUCUUCUCCUCAUCUUCCAGCUCGGCUUUGCUGGCUUUUUGCUCAAUGUCAAAACUCUCCCCAAAGUGCUCAGGUGGCUAUCUUGGCUCUGUCCGAUUCGUUACGCCUUGGAAGCUGUGGGCACUAACGAAUUGGAAGGGCUAUCAAUUGUUGACAACUUGAGCGGCGUAGCUAUCAACACCCCGGUCAGCCUGGUGGCGCCCGGGCUCUUUGGAUUCACAGACAACGCCUACUACAGGAAUCUUCUUGUUCUCGCCCUGGGCUUCUUGCUAGCCCACCUGCUCAUUCUAGGUCUUGCCGUGCACUACCUCAUGCGAGAACGUCGCUGA